Messenger RNA from Xiphias gladius (swordfish), 722 nucleotides. RefSeq names its product ubiquitin-conjugating enzyme E2 A. Gene Ontology annotation, cellular component: HULC complex. The record is from RefSeq and is a predicted model, not a curated record. The transcript is spliced from 6 exons. Gene Ontology annotation, biological process: proteasome-mediated ubiquitin-dependent protein catabolic process; protein polyubiquitination; DNA repair. Gene Ontology annotation, molecular function: ubiquitin conjugating enzyme activity. Lineage: Eukaryota; Metazoa; Chordata; Actinopteri; Istiophoriformes; Xiphiidae. Bases 159 to 617 code for a protein of 152 amino acids.
GCGCCCUUAGACUAGCAGAGGCAGCCAAAUAUUUGACAAACUAGCAAUCGUCAGCUAGCCAGCUAGGUGUUGAACUAAUACUCCCUUAGAAAAAUAUAUCUCCAUACACUUGAGCCGCUUACGUUUAUGCCAAGGAUUUAGGUUUGCGUGUAAACAGGAUGUCAACUCCAGCAAGACGACGUUUAAUGAGAGAUUUUAAACGACUGCAAGAGGAUCCUCCAGCUGGAGUUAGUGGUGCUCCCUCAGAAAACAAUAUCAUGGUAUGGAAUGCUGUCAUUUUUGGACCAGAGGGAACACCUUUUGAAGAUGGAACCUUCAAACUUACCAUUGAAUUCACAGAGGAAUAUCCAAAUAAACCGCCAACAGUGCGUUUUGUCUCCAAAAUGUUUCAUCCAAAUGUGUAUGCAGAUGGCAGCAUAUGCUUAGAUAUACUUCAGAAUCGUUGGAGUCCAACCUAUGAUGUCUCUUCAAUCUUAACUUCAAUACAGUCUUUACUGGAUGAGCCAAACCCAAACAGUCCAGCCAAUAGCCAAGCAGCCCAGCUGUACCAGGAAAACAAGCGCGAGUACGAGAAGAGGGUUUCUGCUAUUGUUGAACAGAGUUGGCGUGACUGUUGACACCCAUUAACGUUCCGGUAUGACCAGUGUCCAGCCCAGAAUCAAGAAACCACCGAUCAAGAAAACAACUGAUCUCACAGAAAUAAAAUGACACAUCUUAAAAUC